UGUCCCUUCUCUCCGUUCAAUUCAGUGAUUAGGAAUCAAGUUCAAAUGGCCGCGGCAUUUCUCCGUUCCAUCUUUGUGUUUUCUUUCCUUCCGCAAAACUGUUAUUCCGACAUGAUGUAUUAGCAGGACAACGUUCUCUCUUUGUUUCAGAUUUUAGCAAAGAAACAUAUCACGCAUAGAAGGACUGGUAUUGCUGCAUAUUAUGGUUUUUGCAGCUGGACAAUGCAGCACGUUUCCGUUUCUUGCUGGUGAAAUUGUUUAGAAUCUUGGAACUCUUGAUGGAUCAGCAAAUUGAAGGACCACCACCUUAUAUACAUAUCGAGCAAAAUGAAUUUUCAUAUCGGAAGCACAAGAAGCAGAAAGAGGAGGAUAUUGCUAUCUGCAAUUGCAAUUAUGAUGCUAAUGAUCCUGAUAGUGCAUGUGGAGAGAGGUGCCUGAAUGUCAUAACCAGCACGGAAUGUACACCUGGCUUUUGUCCUUGCAGUAUUCAUUGCAAGAAUCAGAGAUUCCAGAAAUGUGAGUAUGCCAAAUUGAAGCUGUUCAAAACUGAAGGUCGUGGAUGGGGUCUUCUAGCUGAUGAGAAUAUUAAGGCUGGGCAGUUUAUUAUUGAAUACUGUGGAGAAGUUAUUUCAUGGAAAGAAGCAAGGCGGAGAUCCCAAACUUAUGAAACUCAAGGUGUGAAAGAUGCAUUUAUCAUCUCUCUGAAUGCCCACGAGUCAAUUGAUGCUACCAAAAAGGGAAGCCUUGCAAGGUUCAUAAAUCAUUCAUGCCAACCUAAUUGUGAGACAAGGAAGUGGACAGUGUUGGGGGAACUAAGGGUUGGGAUAUUUUCCAAGCAAGAUAUUCCUGUUGGAACUGAGCUAGCCUAUGAUUAUAAUUUUGAAUGGUAUGGUGGUGCAAAGGUUCGGUGCCUCUGUGGUGCAGCCCGCUGUCCUGGAUUUCUUGGGGCAAAAUCCCGUGGUUUUCAAGAGGAUACAUAUCUGUGGGAAGAUGACGAUGACAGAUACUCAGUUGAAAAUAUCCCUCUUUAUGAUACUGAGGAGGAUGAGCCCACUUCCAAGCUUCUCAAGACCGAGCACUCAAAAUAUGAAUCUAUUACCAACGGAAAACAAGAAUAUCCUGUUGCAAUAAUUAACGGUUUAGCAUCUGAAGCUCAUCUGGAGUCAACCAUACUUCUUGUUGAGCCACUUGAUUCAUGUCCAAUGGAGAAUGUGGUGGAUGGCACGAAGACGGAAGUAGGCAAAGAGAAAAAAUUGUAUUUGCAGGAUACUCACCAGACUUUUACACAAAAAAAUGCAAUGAUAUCCCGUAUCAGCAGCAACACUGCUUGCCGUAAUUAUCACAUCGAACCAAGCCCGGUCUCCAAAAGAAAGUCGCAGCACUACCCAAAUGGAAAAUCAAAAAAACUUGAUAAAAAGCAUGUAGAUGCGAAACUUGUUGCCGAACUCCUAGGACCAAAGGAAGCACGAGAAGAGGUCUUCAAUUUUGAGGAAAUGAAGAACAAAGCCAAUACGGAACUUGAUUCUUUAUACAAUGAAAUCAGGCCUGCCAUUGAAGAACAUGAGAGGGACAGCCAAGAUAGUGUAGCAACCAGUGUUGCAGAGAAAUGGAUUGAAUCCUGCUGCUUCAAACUGAAAGCAGAAUUUGACCUGUAUUCGUCCAUCAUCAAGCAUGUCACUUGCACUCCUCGUAGGUCUAGGGAGAUGGCUCAAAUUCCUGAAGUAGAGAAUGAUGAAGAAUUAAAGCUUUUAACAAACUAGUGAUUUUAGUUAGAAGGGGCAACAAA
Messenger RNA from Telopea speciosissima, 1786 nucleotides. RefSeq names its product histone-lysine N-methyltransferase ASHH1. Bases 279 to 1760 code for a protein of 493 amino acids. Gene Ontology annotation, cellular component: nucleus; chromatin. Gene Ontology annotation, biological process: regulation of DNA-templated transcription. The transcript has 11 exons. Gene Ontology annotation, molecular function: histone H3K36 methyltransferase activity; protein binding. Lineage: Eukaryota; Viridiplantae; Streptophyta; Magnoliopsida; Proteales; Proteaceae. The record is from RefSeq and is a predicted model, not a curated record.